This is a messenger RNA of Botrytis byssoidea, 189 nucleotides long. RefSeq lists its product as uncharacterized. The record is from RefSeq and is a predicted model, not a curated record. Lineage: Eukaryota; Fungi; Ascomycota; Leotiomycetes; Helotiales; Sclerotiniaceae. Bases 1 to 189 code for a protein of 62 amino acids. The transcript has a single exon.
AUGCCGGAUCUUGUUCAACUUCGGGCUGCCGCUCGAGUCAUCCACCGCCUCCUCGAGGUCAUUGGUCUUGGCACUAUUGUUCAAGAUCCAAUAUCAAUACGAACAAUAGAGCUUCUUGAUGUGCCGAAGUCGUUUUGUACAUCGAAUACGGUUGGAAUGGUGUGUGAUUUCGGAACGUCAAAACAGUGA